AUGAGUCAUUUACUGUGAUGUUGCUGUGAUUUUAGGCUGUGCAAAUCACUAUAUUCACAUUCAGAGCAGAUAUUUCAGCAUUUAUUGGUGAUCAGACUUAGAACUAAAUAUACAAAAUCAUUUAUAGGUCUGUCUAUUUUAAGGGGAGCUUCCUGUCUUGUCUGAUCAUGAUUGAUCCCCUCUGCUGGCUGGAUGUGUUGUUGCCGGUUUAGGUGCUGGGAGGAGUCUGGUGAUAGUUGUUAGCUCUGCGCGUUCUCUCACCUGGAGAAGGAAGAGACAACUGACAGUAUUAGUGUGUGUGGGGAAAUUGAACUCUCUAGGUCUGACAAUGUCCGAUAGUGCCUUGGAGGUGUAUAAGGAGAUGGUCCUGCUGUACCUGGAGGAGGGCCGGCGCCAGGUCAACUCGCACUGCGUUAACCUGGAGCCGUGGCAGAUCAUCGGAGCGACAGUCAUCACCACUCUUGGAGCAGUCUGGAUUAAAGGCUUCCUAUUCCAGCAAGAAAGUCUCACAUCCCGAAUCAAGAAGCAGUGCUUUCGACUCAUCAGAAAAAUACCCUUUGUUGGCGUGGCAAUUCAGAGCCAGCUCAACAAGGCUUUGGAUGACAUGUCUGCUAGUCUGUGUACUCUGAAGGAGGGGAUGAGCUACACUAAAGAGCUGCCCUCUGAAGGUCUCUCUCAGAGCCAAGUGCUGGACAAAAUCAGACAGUACGAGACUCUGAAUGAGGUGAAGUGGGAGAAAGGACGUGUUUCGGGUGCAGUGUACUGGGGUGAUGAAUCACUGACCAAUCUCCUGGUGAAGGUAUAUGGUGAUUUUGCAUGGAGCAACCCACUUCACCCCGACAUCUUUCCUGGCAUAAGAAAGAUGGAGGCAGAGGUUGUAAGAAUGGCUUGCACACUUUUCCACGGUGGACCUAACUCCUGUGGCACAGUUACUUCAGGGGGAACUGAGAGCAUACUGAUGGCCUGCAAGGCAUACAGAGACAUGGCGUAUGAACGUGGUGUCAAAUACCCUGAAAUUCUUGCACCUGUGAGCGUCCACGCAGCCUUUGACAAAGCAGCACAUUACUUUGGGAUGAAGCUUGUUCACAUUGCCCUUGACAAGAAAACUAUGAAAGUAGACGUGAAGGCUAUGAAGAGAGCCAUCAGCAAAAACACUGCCAUGCUUGUGUGCUCAGCGCCUCAGUUUCCUCAUGGAAUCAUGGAUCCCAUUGAGGAAGUAGCCAAGCUGGCUGUACGCUACAACCUCCCGCUGCAUGUGGAUGCUUGUCUGGGAGGUUUUCUCAUUGUCUUCAUGGCCAAGGCUGGUUAUCAACUCGCCCCAUUUGACUUCAGGUUAAAAGGUGUUACCAGCAUCUCUGCAGACACCCACAAGUAUGGUUUUGCCCCCAAAGGUUCCUCAGUGAUCCUUUAUAGUGAUAUAAAGUACCGUCACUACCAGUACUUUGUAGCUCCAGACUGGCAGGGGGGGAUCUACGCCUCGCCCUCAGUUGCAGGCUCCAGGCCUGGAGGAAUCAUCGCCGCCUGCUGGGCGACCAUGAUGCACAUGGGAGAGAAUGGAUACGUAGAUGCCACCAAGAAGAUCAUCAGCACAGCACGCAAAAUCAAAACAGCAAUCUGCAAGAUAAAUGGUGUGUUUGUGUUUGGGGAUCCAGAGGUGUCAGUGGUGGCAAUAGGCUCAGAUGUUUUUGAUAUUUUCCGUCUGUCUAAUGCCCUGACGUCAAAGGGCUGGAAUCUGAACACACUGCAGUACCCAUCCAGCAUCCACAUUUGUUGCACAGUUCUGCACACACAGUCGGGCGUCGCUGAUCAGUUUAUCUGUGAUGUCAAAGAGCAGGUUGCCAUCAUCAUGAAGAACCCCAAAGAGAAAACCACAGGAAUGGGAGCAAUCUACGGCAUGGCCCAGUCUAUCCCAGACAGAUCCAUGGUGACAGAGAUCUCCCGAGGUUUCCUGGACUGUCUCUACAGCACUGAGGUAUCCAAGUCAAACACCAGCCACAUGAACGGCAAUGGCAAAGCCCACUGAAGUGGGUUUGGACCCUCCUGACUCGACGCCACCGCACGCAGGGAAACGCGCUCGCCUCCUCCCAGACCUCUGAGUUAAUCGCUCAACGGUUGCCUUAUCUUGCAUACCUACACCAUAUGGAAAACAUCUGCAAAGAUCUUUAAAGCACAAACCAUCGUCAUGUUAAUCAGCCCAGAGGGAAAUCGCUUGUAACACUGUGCCUUAGUGGCACAGAGAAGAAAUGACUGGUUCCAAUCAAGUUUUAGUCUUUUAAUUUGAUGUCAUUAAUGUAGUGGAAGUUUGUCUUAUUUUCUUUGUUUCAAAAGUUCAUUUCAAUUUUAGCUUUUGUUAAAUGCAUAUGUUUUUCAUAAUCUCCACUGACUGUAUAGCAAAACCAUUUUGUUUGUUUGUUUGUUUUUUAUGCCGGAACAUUUCAGCUCGCUGCCAUCACUGCUUCGCUAGCUGUGAUGACUCGGCAAAAACGCACACCACUGAAAGCUUGUUAGAAGCGCUGUAUUGCCCUCUAGCAUGAAACCUGAUGUACUGCUCUAGACUGGCUCUACAUGUGGAGGCCUGUCGAUGAUGUACGUUGUCAUUAUCAUGUAAUAGUUCUCUGGAAAACAGCAUUUUUAAUGUAAAAGCACUGCAAUGCCCUGACAAGAACAUAUCAGGUUAAUCUGUUAAUCACUUGAAACUACAAUUCCGAUGUUAUGGUCUGUAAGCAUGAACAUGCAUGUUCUUGUUUGUUAGCAGUUAGUAUGAUGACAUUCAUUUAGUUUUGCAUUCGUGGUCCAUCUACAGGGGUUGGAUUUGUAGACAGAGGGAGAAUGAUUUGGAUAGUGGGAGCUUUUAAUGACAUUAAUAUUCAAUAAAAUUGUCUUUAAAUUUAAAUUGGGGAAAAGUUGUAACCAGGACAUGAACAUUUUAUUAGCGGCUAGUGGAAUCCAAAGCUUAUCAGCCACUCUGGAUAUUUUAUUGUUUUCAGAAUUGGACAAGGGUUUCUACACAGUAGCUGGCUUGUAAAGUAAGACAAUGAAAUGUAACAUCUUUUAACAGACUGGACUGAAGGCUGUUUCCAACCCUGGUCUACUGUAUAUUAUCAAGAAGCAGGAACUCAAUAUUUCCUCUAUAGUCUGCAUAGAGUCACCUGCCUACCACCUUGUUUUAAGUUGUCUCCUAAUUCAAUCUACCUCAGUUUCUACUCAAUGCAAAUGUCAUUUAUUCAUCCACUGAAACACAUUCUAACAGGGCAACUGUUGUUUUUGUUUUCCAUUUCUAACAUAAACUUCACAAUGUUAGGGCAUUUGACUAACUAUAAUAAAGUGUUCUUAGACAUACUGAUACUGAAAGGAAACAGAUCCACUGUGAUGGAGGUUUUUGAUCCAAGACAGAUUUGAUAGUUUUAUCUUGGAAGAACCACACUCUGCUCUGUCUGAAUGUGGAUAUAUUUUGGUAAAUACCCAUUCAGCAGGAUAUGUACACAUUUACUAACAGGCUGACAACUUGACGAUGCAUACUGUAACACCAAAAUUACAUUGUGUUCUUUCUUUCAUGUGCUUUCCUAAUAUUGCUUGUUGAAAUUGUGUAUUUCCAUGAAAUAAUGUCUUUGUUUGUGCAAUAUAUAACUUUUCCUUUUAUAAAGUGAAACGAGGGGUUAUGCUCUACUAUUAAUGUUUCAGAGAUAAGACAGAAGCAUAGUUUUAAAUGACAGCAUAUCAGCCGUGUUAGUGUAAUUUAACCAUUUGUGUGACCACUGGGUGUUUAUUAAUAACUUAAUUUGUGAGACUUUUUUGUUUUCAACAAUUGUGUUUUUACAUACUGAGCAAUUUUAAAGAGAUUAGACAUGAAUGUAUUUAGGUUCUCAAAUGUGCGGCGAUUUUUCCAUCUUUUAGUCCGUGCCUGAUUAAGACUGAUGACAGAGGAUGUAAUGCCCCCACUAAUGAUUGAAGUUUAUACCAUAAUGUGUCCAUCCAUCCAUCUUUAAAUACUGUGCCCAGUGACAGGGUGUGGAAACCCAUGCCCGUGCAAAAAAAGAAAAAAGAAGACUUGACAAUGACUCAUCCUGUUUGCUUUGGAGAAAUAUCUGCAAAACUUGUGACGAUUGAAUAGCCAUGAAAUCUCUUUUGAAUAAAACCUUUUAAUGCAAA
Molecule: messenger RNA, 4149 nt
Organism: Siniperca chuatsi (mandarin fish)
Lineage: Eukaryota; Metazoa; Chordata; Actinopteri; Centrarchiformes; Sinipercidae
Gene: sgpl1
Product: sphingosine-1-phosphate lyase 1
Exons: 14
Coding region: 329-2023 (564 amino acids)
Biological process (GO): sphingolipid catabolic process; carboxylic acid metabolic process
Cellular component (GO): endoplasmic reticulum
Molecular function (GO): sphinganine-1-phosphate aldolase activity; pyridoxal phosphate binding
Source: RefSeq, a predicted model, not a curated record